Messenger RNA from Lolium perenne, 2376 nucleotides. RefSeq lists its product as uncharacterized. Lineage: Eukaryota; Viridiplantae; Streptophyta; Magnoliopsida; Poales; Poaceae. The record is from RefSeq and is a predicted model, not a curated record.
AUGGAGGCCUUGUCCCCAUACAUCACCAACGCGCGGAGGACAGUCAUUGAGAUAGAAGCCUUGGUGGCUGUGGCAGUAGGACUGCUUUUUUUGCAGCUCAUCCUCGGACCCUUACGCCGGCGGUCGGGCCACUGGUUCAUCCAAGGUACAUUGUGGCUUGCUUACACGCUCCCCUUCCCUCUUAUUGCCUACAACCUCGGUCAGAUGGUGUCCUCGCCGGCAAAGAAUGGGUUGUACUUUGUCUGGGCUAUUAUUCUCUUGUGGGCCGCCGGAUGUGCUGACUCCAUGACAGCGUAUGAUCUGGAAGAUAACAAGCAGUGGAAGCGGUACCUCUUUCAGCUGCUUCAGUAUAUUGUCUACGCAGUUGCUAUAGAACGGCUGCUUGUUGCUCACACACUUUCAUUCAACCUAGAAUUCAACCUAGAAAUGAAAGAAAAAAAAGCACAACCUAUUCAGAUUGCAGCAGGUAGCCUGUUUGCUGUGCUAAUGUUUACCAAUGUGGUCAAAGCAUUUGCUGGCUGGAUGGUCACGCGCUCUUAUCCCAGCAAAUUAGUAGCCGACUAUGUGAGUGACCAGGUUGACGAAAGAGGUGAUCAAGAUUCUUUUGACCCAAUUACAAUGAAGGGAUACAAAUACCUUGUCCGCUGGCGAGUUCAACACCAUGAGCAUCACUACAUCAAAGAUGGUAUCAUCACCAUCGACACAAUCUGGGACACGGAAUUUAAUGAUGGGCUGCUCAACACAAGUAUAGCUGUCUCGCAAUUGAAAGAUGUUUGCCUUUCGUUUGCUCUGUCUAACUUGCUAAAGCGCCGGUUCUUUGGGAUGGAGUGUGCUGAAGCUGCCCUUCCCGAAACACGCAAGUUUAUCUUUGAGGGUUUGCUGUCGUCCGCAGAGGGUGAAGUCAACAACUACACAAGAGUAUUUCAUAUCAUCGAGGUGGAAUUGGGUUUUCUCUAUGAUUUUUUCUUCACAAAGUAUGCAGCUCUGUUUCAAAUGGAGGGUCCUUAUCUUGUUUUGGUUGUUCUCAAAUCAAUUUCCAUAUGCAUCUGCGGAGCAGUUCUGCUUCGAAAUUCUCCUAUAGUGAAGACACUUGACCCUAUAAUUGAAGUUGGCACAAGACCUGUUGAUAUUACUAUCACAGUCAUGGUUUUCGGAACUCUCUUUCUAGUUGAAGUACUGCAGGUCAUACUUUAUCUGAUGUCAGAUUGGGCUACCGUUUCACUUGCUUGCAGUUAUACCAGAAGAGGUUCCUGGGAUUUCACCACAUCUGUUAUUUGGUUUCUUAGAAGAUUAAACUUAUUCAGACAUUUGAGAGCCCGGUAUAACAAUGGCAAAUUCCUUCAAAGGCUUAAUUUUUUUGGGUAUUGGCAAAAUAAGAUGGGGCAGUCAUCUGUAAUUCAUGACUGCCGUCAUUUCGAUAUGCCCUUUACGGGGCCUUUGAACAUCCGCUGGUUUGACAACCUCCUCAUCAUGGCUUUUCUUCAUUUUAUUAGCUACAUGACAAGCUGCGUACUUUCAAUGGUAUUCUCCAAGAAAUUCUUCGUCCUCGUUCCUGAUUCUGUGAAAAGCGAGAUACUUUCUUGCUUGAAGAAAUCUAGCAUUGGUGUACCUCUAACCAAUGGAGAAGCAGCAUUGCAGCGUAAUGGUGUCCUUGGAGAGUUCUCCUGGGCAUUAAAGAUGCCGAGCCAAGCAAAAAUAAUAGCUAUUUGGCAUGUUGCAACUGAUUACUGCAAUAUUGGAUCUCACAGUAAGGCAUCAGAGGGGGAAGAACUGAUGCAGAUAGAUUACUACAAUCAAGUUGCGACCACAUUAUCUAGGUAUUGUGCAUACUUGAUGUCCAGUAUCCCAGAUUUCCUUCCUGGAAACUCCAUAGAUACACAUAUGGUCUUUGAUAAGUUAAAAGAGCAAUCAAGAAGGGUGCUACGUGCGCAGAAGCCAAGUAGGGAUUUAUUGCUCAGGGCCAUUGAUGAUCCAAAAAAUAGCAACCAGGAAGAUACCAUUAUCCGCGACUAUGGCGGCUGCAUGAUGCAGGAUACCACCAUUGAUGAAAACACCCAAGAUGACUGCAUCAGGAACAAUAUGCAGAAUUCCACUGUCGACGAAUCAACUGCCACCAACUCCCAAGAUAACAUGUUCAUCGAAGGCUUGAAGCUUGGGAGGGACCUGGAGAAGAUAGAAGAUGAAGUUCUCCGCUGGAAGGUGAUGGCAGAAUUCUGGGCCGAGACCAUCAUCUACAUUGCGCCAUCUGACAAUAUCAAGCUGCACAUGGAACGCCUUGCCCAAGGUGGGGAAUUUCUCACUCACGUCUGGGCUCUGCUCACUCACGCAGGUAUUCUGAAACGUGACCAGAAGCAAGCCCCUGAAGAUAAUGUGUAA